GGUGUGCAAUGGAAAUGUUGGUCGCCGAGUGAGCUAUAGGAAGAAGACCAGAAGAAAGAAAGUCAUUGUUCGCUCUCUCAGCGGGCGAACAAUCUGCUGCGUACGUUGUGGCAGGAAAGCCAGCGGAUAUGCGGUCUCUGGUGGAAGCGGUGUAUAUCGUUUGCCCUGGUGCACUCUGUAUGUUUUUGCCGGAUGAGUUGUUUGCGAAGGUGGUGCUUGUCGAGCCUGGAGUGGACGAGUCAGAAUACUCGGAUGGUAUGUUUUUAAUGGACGCUGGGAGAGCGUGCGAGACAGAGGGAGGUAUGUUCGCGGCCGGAGUGAUAUCCUUCAUAAGAAAGUACUCCAACUCCCUCUCACUGAAAACGCGUCGCGAUGCGACAUUCAUUCUUGGGAAUGGACGUCGUGAUGCGACAUUCAUUGUUGGGAAUGGACUUGUGGGUAUCUGAAAAGGCGCUGAAGUGGAUAUUUAAG
Molecule: messenger RNA, 471 nt
Organism: Gamsiella multidivaricata
Lineage: Eukaryota; Fungi; Mortierellomycota; Mortierellomycetes; Mortierellales; Mortierellaceae
Exons: 1
Coding region: 129-446 (105 amino acids)
Source: RefSeq, a predicted model, not a curated record